Colossoma macropomum (tambaqui) is the source of this 5015-nucleotide messenger RNA. It is a transcript of the gene frmd4a, whose product is annotated as FERM domain containing 4A. Gene Ontology annotation, cellular component: cytoskeleton; bicellular tight junction; adherens junction. Lineage: Eukaryota; Metazoa; Chordata; Actinopteri; Characiformes; Serrasalmidae. The coding region runs from base 507 to 3662 and encodes 1051 amino acids. The record is from RefSeq and is a predicted model, not a curated record. The transcript has 23 exons. Gene Ontology annotation, biological process: establishment of epithelial cell polarity.
UUAAUCCAGUGACCUGGAUUGAGCCUGACUGGAGAAGCACGUCUGACGUAUUUAGAGCACUGAAGCCAGGAGCUAUUCUAUUGCUACUUACAGAAAGAAAGAGAGAGAGAGAGAAGAGAGAGUCAGAGAGACUCCCUCCCUCUUGCUCUCUCCCACUCUUACACACUCAGAAAGAAAGAAACACUCACACACCUCGAAGGGAAGCAGUGGAGCUGCUGGAGAAUGGGCUGAGCGAGGCAGAGAGAAGAGCACACAGAAGAUUACAGGACUGAGAGAGAGAGAGAGAAAGAGAGAAAACAACAAAGAUUAGAGGUAACACAGAGCAGAGAGAUUUAGGGAGUGAUAGAGCGAGGUUGAAGGAGUGAAUCAUUGUGGAACAGAAGGGAGCCGUGGAGACGGAGCGAACGAGGGAGAGAGUGUCUGUGUCUGUGGCGGGACAGCAGACACACACCGCUCGUGCCGGACUGAUUGCUCACACAAACUCUCCCGGUCAGACACACAGCACCAUGGUGGUGCAGGCAGCAGUGACCCCCGGCAGGACCCGCAGACUGCUCCUCAAGCUGCCUGUGGGGACCCUGAGGAGGAACAGUGAGGAAAGGAUGACAGAGGGGCGGAGAUGUCAGGUCCAUCUCCUGGACGACAGGAAAUUAGAGCUGCUUGUGCAGCCCAAGCUGAUGGCGAAGGAUCUCCUGGACCUGGUAGCAUCCCACUUCAAUCUGAAGGAGAAGGAGUAUUUUGGAAUCGCCUACACAGAUGACACGGGCCACUUCAGCUGGCUGCAGUUGGACAGACGUGUUCUGGAACACGAAUUCCCCAAAAAAUCCGGCCCCAUUGUUCUCUACUUCUGUGUUAGGUUUUAUAUAGAGAGCAUUUCUUACUUGAAGGACAAUGCCACCAUUGAGCUGUUCUUUCUCAAUGCCAAGUCCUGCAUUUAUAAGGAGCUCAUCGAGGUGGACAGUGAAGUAGUGUUUGAACUGGCCUCCUACAUAUUGCAGGAAGCCAAAGGAGACUUCACGAGUAAUGACGCCACGCGCUCUGACCUAAAGAAGCUGCCUGCCCUGCCCACACAGGCACUGAAAGAGCACCCGUCCCUCGCUUACUGUGAGGACCGAGUCAUUGAGCACUAUAAGAAGCUGAGUGGGCAGUCCAGGGGCCAGGCUAUUGUCAAUUACAUGAGUGUAGUGGAGUCACUGCCUACAUAUGGAGUGCAUUACUAUGCGGUUAAGGACAAGCAGGGGAUCCCAUGGUGGUUGGGGUUAAGUUAUAAGGGCAUCUUUCAAUAUGACUAUCAGGACAAAGUAAAACCUAGGAAGGUGUUUCAAUGGAGGCAGCUGGAGAAUCUGUACUUCAGAGAAAAGAAGUUCUCAGUGGAAGUUCAUGACCCUAGAAGCAGGGCGUCGGUCACGCGAAGGACAUUUGGGCACAGUGGCAUCGCUGUGCACACCUGGUACGCCUGCCCUGCCCUCAUCAAAUCCAUCUGGGCCAUGGCCAUCAGCCAGCACCAGUUCUACCUGGACCGCAAACAGAGCAAGUCAAAGAUCCACGCAGCCCGCAGUCUAAAUGAGAUAGCCAUUGACCUCACUGAGACAGGCACUCUGAAGACCUCUAAACUUGCCAACAUGGGCAGCAAGGGCAAAAUCAUCAGCGGUAGCAGCGGAAGCCUUCUGUCCUCAGGUUCUCAGGAAUCAGACAGUUCUCAGACCGCUAAGAAGGACAUGUUAGCUGCUUUGAGGGCUAGGCAGGAAGCCCUGGAGGAGACUCUGCGGCAGAGGAUAGAGGAGCUCAAGAGCAUCUGCAUCAGAGAAGCGGAGCUGACUGGAAAGCUCCCAAAAGAGUAUCCUCUAGACCCAGGAGAGGAGCCACCCACAGUACGACGCAAAAUCGGCACUGCCUUCAAACUAGACGAACAGAAAAUCCUUCCCAAAGGAGAGGAGGAAGAGUUGGAGCGUUUGGAGAGGGAAUUUGCUAUCCAGUCUCAGAUAACGGAGGCAGCGCGGCGCUUAGCAAGUGAUCCUCAUGUGAGCAGUAAGAAGCUGAAGAAGCAGAGGAAGACCUCGUACCUCAACGCACUGAAGAAACUACAGGACAUUGAGAACGCCAUCAAUGAGUACCGCGUCCGCUCCGGCAAGAAACCCACCCAGAGAGCCUCACUCAUCAUAGAAGAAGCUAAUAUCGGCUCAGAAGACAGCUCUCUAUCCGACGCUCUGGUGCUAGACGAUGAUGACCCCCAGGUGACAGGGACCCCCACCUUCUCUCCAGUUGCAUCCCCACAUAAAGGCCUUCCUCCUCGACCGCCCUCUCACAGCAGGCCCCCUCCCCCACAGUCUCUGGAAGGACUGAGGCACCUUCACUACCAGCGCAGUGAUUACGACAAGUCCCCUAUUAAACCUCGCAUGUGGAGCGAGAGCUCACUGGACGAGCCCUAUGAGAGGGUGAAGAAACGCUCAUCUCACUCCAGUAGUCACAGGCGGUUCCCCAGCACAGGCAGCUGUGAGGCUGGAGGGAGUAACUCUCUGCAGAACAGUCCAGUGCGCACCCUGCCCCACUGGAACAGCCAAUCCAGCAUGCCCUCUACUCCUGACCUGAGGACCAGGAGCUACGUCCACUCAGCCAGCCUAUCGCAGCCCUUCCGUGGCCGGAGCUCCAGUCUGGAGUCUCAAGGGAAGCUGCUGAACAUGGAGGCGGAGUCAGAGGCAGGGCUCAGCCCAGACCUCUUCCUGUCGGGAGCUCAGCGAACAGGGAGCAACGGCUCAGUCGCCCCUGAUGACUGCUCAUCCUGCACCAGCCACUCGAGCUCGGAGCACUACUACCCUUCGUCCGGCUCCAACCCCAACUACUGCACGCUGGCCGAGGACUCACCGUCUAAAGCUCGGCAAAGGCAGCGGCAGCGUCACAAGUCUGCCGGCCACUUGGGAGCUUCCAGCUCGGGCAGCAUGCCUAACCUGGCCGCCCGAAACGGCGGAGGCGGCACCCACGGCAGCGCCGGCGUGUGUGGUGGCCACCAGGGCGUUUAUCUGCACAGCCAGAGCCAGCCAUCCUCGCAGUACCGUAUCAAGGAGUACCCGCUGUACACAGAGGGCACCAGCCCUGGAGCCGUGGUGGUGCGCAGCCUAGAGAACGACCAGGAGGGUCACUACAGCGUGAAGGCCCAGUUUAAAACCUCCAACUCAUACACGGCCGGCGGCCUCUACAAGGAGGGCUGGGGAUCCGGUGAGGAUGGUGAAGGGGGCAGUGGCAGUGGACGGCUCACCCCAUCUAGGUCUCAAAUAGUCAGGACUCCGUCUCUGGGGAGAGAGGGGGGAGGAGGGGGAGGGGGGAGAGCAGCCGUGUCCGAGGAGCUCAGGUGCUGGUACCAGCGCUCGUCCGGAUCGCUGAAGGAACACUCACGCGUCACACACACCAGCUCCAACGCGUCAGAUGGCCGUGGAGGGAGAGUUGGGACACUUGUGAAGGGCUCACCAGCUGCCUCUCCACACAGCCAGAGAAGUGGAACUCCAUGCAGUGAGUCCGCAGCCACUCCACCCUGCAGCCCCCAGCACAUACUCAACUGGCAGAGCGGAUCGUUCAGCGAUAGCUGUUUCCUGAGCAGUCCCCUGUGCUCUGAGCUAGCAGAUGUGCAGUGGUAUGGACACGAGAAGGCCAAGCCAGGAACACUCGUCUAAACUCAUCCUCAGUCCUCCUUCGUCCAUCCUUCUCUCCAUGGAACAGUGUUCUCCAGGCAGGUCUGUCCAUGGGCUUGACCUCAACACAUCUAAGACAAACCUACAGCUGGAGCCAAUACCCCAACCCCCCUUCUCUGUGCAUAUCCAGCGGUACAGUGGCUCUGGACUCUAGGAUUACAGGGGUCAGACUGAACUGGACUAAAGUGACCGAAAAUUGACCUUUCUGACCUUUUUCCCACUGCUUACCUUUCAAACUCUGAACUGUGACCCAGUUAGCUGCCAGCCAGUUGCUCCGUAUGCACAAUAAAGAAAACCCUCAUCAUCUGAUCCCGUCGCUGGAGUGAUGCGCAAGGCAUGUGGCCUCUCUGUUUUGGAGAUAUGUGUAUAUGUACGUGUCUGCAUUUUAGUGAACAACUCCCCCACAUUUGCGUACUCGAGCACACGUCUGUCCCAUGCUGUGGUGUGUGUGUGUAAUUCUGCACUGAAAAUAGAGAGUUCAGAUCUCUCCCUCUCUAUCACACGCAUUCCUGAGAAAUACGUUGCUGCUGUCAUUCAUCUUGUUCGUAGAGCUUCAUAUGCUCUGUUCCGUCAAAGUAAACACAAUAAAUCACAAGCCCCACACGCGCUGUCUACAAGAGUGAACCUUAAGCCCCUGCUUCUGCCUGUGGACAUUCUGGUUUUUCGUUUUAUAAUGUUCUGUAAAAAAAUAUGUAUAAAUAAAUAUAUAUAUAUACCUCUAUAGAAAUGAGUUUAUAGACCACGGACAACAGCAGCAGCACCACCUCGGAUGCAUACCAUCAAAUAAGCAGCAUUCUCUGUAUUGUUCCAUUAAAAAUUGCCCUGUCAGGAAAAUGUAAGAUUCCCCUGGAGUGAGUAAUACUCAACAACAGUGUAUAAAGCUAGCCACAACUGGCACUUCAUUGACAACUGUGACUGGUUCAAACAACACACUUCAAUUACAGUGACGUGUCAAAAAUACACUGAAAAAAGUAAUGCACUGAAGUGUAUAGACCAUUUACACAUGAAGAAAAUAUAUUAAUGACACAAUUAUUGCCAAAAGUAAGUCAGUUGAGAGCCAAAUGUGGUGAUACAGUACUGAGCAAAGCUCAUGAUUUAUUUAAUUUCCAGUCAAAACAGCCAUUAAAUGCAAGUUAUUCAUUUAUCAGUGUCAGAAGAAAAAAGCAGAAAACAUUUAACAGAAAGAAACAAAGCAUAAUUACACAGAAACCUCAAUAAUUGAACACUACAUCGGUAUUUUCAAUCUGCAGGAAUAUUUUUCCACACCUCCAAGUUCAGUCUUAGAAGUUGGUUGCACUUUCUUCAUUUCAUAGUCCAAGUAAUCUCAAACACAUA